Rubroshorea leprosula is the source of this 1440-nucleotide messenger RNA. The record is from the annotation of a GenBank genome assembly. NCBI's taxonomy places the organism in Eukaryota, Viridiplantae, Streptophyta, Magnoliopsida, Malvales, Dipterocarpaceae.
CCAGUCUGUCCCUUUUCCCUCGCUGCAAAUUCCUUCCCUCCCCUUCCCCCUUCAUCAUUACUAUGAUUCUGCAAUCCCCAUUUUAAGUUCAUCCCUUUUAUCUCUCCAUUAAUCCCAUUGUUAACAGUAAUCUAGAGACCUCCAAAUUUAGCAAAAUAGAAUCCAUAAACCCUUGAUUUUCUGUUUCCACCUUUACUUUGUCACCGAAGAAUCGUAGCUUACAGAUUCAAUUACAACAAUGUUAUCAUCGUCUUCCCCAUAUGUGUAUUCCUUUGCCCUUUUCCUUUCUUUGUUUUUGCUUUUUACUCUUGCUCCCCAAUUCCUUCCUCCCAGAGAACAGCAAUCCCCUGUUCCUCUUCAGGACGAGCUCGACGAUCUACACCUCUUCCACCAAGCCACCGUCGCUUCCUCUGGGAAGAUUUCCCAUCUGGGUUUUACCAAUCCCAAACCCAAAAUCGCCUUUCUCUUCCUUACCAACUCCGAUCUCGUUUUCGCCCCUUUGUGGGAACUGUUUUUCCAAGGUCACUAUCAAUUCUACAACAUCUACAUCCACGCUGAUCCCUCCUCCAAGGUGUCUCCUCCGAAUUGGGCAAUUUCUGCCAAUUUCAUCCCCGCCAUCAAAACAGAACGAGCCUCCCCAAGCCUAAUCUCCGCCGCUCGUCGCCUCUUCGCUCGCGCCAUCAUUGACGAUCCAUUAAACCUCUACUUCGCCCUGGUGUCCCAACAUUGUAUCCCACUCCAUUCCUUUCAAUACAUUUACAAAUCCUUAAUCGGGAAUCCGGCCACCGCAGUCAGAGCGUUUCUAACCCAGCCGUCUCACCCGAGCUUCAUCGAAAUCUUGUCCGAUGAACCAACUCUAGAGAGCCGCUACAUUGCUCGGGGGAAGGAAGUGAUGUUGCCGGAAGUAAGUUUCGAGCAGUUCAGAGUGGGAUCCCAGUUUUUCAUCCUAUCCAAAAGGCACGCAUUGCUUGUGCUCAAAGAAAGAAAACUCUGGAGGAAAUUCAGGCUCCCCUGUUUGGACAUUGAUUCAUGCUACCCCGAGGAACAUUAUUUCCCGACCCUGUUAUCAAUGGCGGAUCCUGAAGGGUGCAGCCACUAUACCUUAACCAGAGUGAACUGGACCGACAGUGUGGGCGGACAUCCCCACACCUACCACGCCCCGGAGGUGUCGCCGGAGCUCAUACAUAACUUGAGGGAAUCAAAUUCGCGUUACUCGUAUUUCUUUGCUCGGAAAUUCUCGCGGGAUACCUUGGCGCCGUUGAUGAAGAUCGCCGACAGUGUCAUUUUCAGAGAUUGAACUUAAUUUGGGUAAAUUAAUGGCUAUUUAUAUUCACUUAUUAUGGGCGUGUUUGUUAGGUUUAAGAUUAGUGUAUGAGCUAGGGAAACUAGGAAGAAUAUUUAGAUUGUAAGUAAUACUUUCAAUAAUUAAAAUUUUGAUAU